Cyclospora cayetanensis is the source of this 1332-nucleotide messenger RNA. RefSeq names its product fe(2+) transport protein 3, chloroplastic-like. Bases 1 to 1332 code for a protein of 443 amino acids. The record is from RefSeq and is a predicted model, not a curated record. Gene Ontology annotation, biological process: zinc ion transmembrane transport. Gene Ontology annotation, molecular function: zinc ion transmembrane transporter activity. Lineage: Eukaryota; Apicomplexa; Conoidasida; Eucoccidiorida; Eimeriidae. The transcript has 4 exons. Gene Ontology annotation, cellular component: membrane.
AUGAAACUGAUCGCUGCGGCUCUCAUUUUCUUGUGCGCUGUGGUGGGAGCGGUUCCUGCCUUUGUCGUGCUGCGGCGGCAGCAGCAACAGCAGCACCAACAGACCAAUCUCUUGUGUGCAGGCAGAAGGGGAACUUGCACUGCUAUCCCUUCUUGUUGCGGCAGCAACUACGGGGCAGCCGGCUCAGCCUGCUGUUUUGGCGCCUCGCCCUUCUACGUGCGCGCUGCCACUGUCUAUACAGCCGGGAUUGUGGCUGCUGUCUCGCUGCUGCAUCUGCUGCCCGCUGCGGAGCGGCAGCUCUCUGAGAUUAUGGAGACAGACGACUUUGAGGGUCGUCAAGGAAGUAGACAAAAGGCAACUUUAUACCCGGCGGGGCCUCUCUGCUGCCUGAUAGGCCUCCUGCUCUCGGCUGCGCUCGAAGCUGUUGUUGAGCAGAUGCAGGAGCAGCCGCAGCGUGAUGGGGAAGCGAGAGUUUCGUGCGACAGUCUUAGCGUCUUUAGCCACAGCAAAGAAGAGGCCUUUUCUCCAAGCGUUCCUGUGCCUUUGCAGCCAGCAGGAGCAAGGAAUGCAUGCCCUCAGACUGUCCACACGCAGUUGCGACACAGUAGAGGGACUGCCGCUCCGUCUUCGGCUCCUGCAUCGUCUGUUGCCGAUGGCGAAAAAAGGGCUUCUUUCUGGUGCGAGGAAGACGUAGGAGGGGCAGAAGCAGCUUCGUAUGGGGAGGCUGACUUGAACACGGAGUUGAUCGGUGGCUGUUCACAGUCUCUCAGGAGGCUUGGGGGCCCCUCUGACCUUCCAACGAACUCUCCUCGGGUUUCUGCGGGGCCUCCGUCGGUGGCCAACUCCAAGGCAUUCUUUCUGGGAAGUCUGUUGCUGGCCGGUCUGUCUGUACACUCCGUGAUGGAGGGCCUCACUCUGGGAGCCGCUCCAAACCCUGCUACCAUCGCGCUCGCGAUCUUGUUGCACAAGACUCUGGAAGCCUUCGCCGUCGGCAGUUCUCUUCUGCACGUUCGGGUGUCUCUCCGGAGUUACGUCUUCCAAAUGCUGCUGUAUGCACUGACGGCUCCAAUUGGCGUUGCCGGCGGGCUGUUCUUCCUUUACGGCUCUCAAGGGAGCCUCUCUGGCGCUGGACGGGAAGGGAAGUCUUCUUCGCCGUAUCUACGGUUGAUCCCGGGAGUAAUUACUGGCCUUGGGGCCGGUGCCUUUCUCCACGUGGGGCUUUUAGAGAUCCUAGCGAGCGAGUUGCAGAGGUGUCGCAGAGAGAGGCGGCAAGAUCUGCUGCCCAUGAUUAGCUUGACGGCUUUCGGGGCGCUUUGUAUGGCCGUCGUCUAG